Molecule: messenger RNA, 2001 nt
Organism: Naegleria fowleri
Lineage: Eukaryota; Heterolobosea; Eutetramitea; Acrasida; Naegleriidae
Exons: 2
Coding region: 1-2001 (666 amino acids)
Source: RefSeq, a predicted model, not a curated record
AUGCUUCCAACCACCACUGCCACUCCGACAGAUCCAACUUCCAAACAUAGUUCGAGUAGUAAUAACCAUCAUCAUCAUCAUCACAUUGGUACCUAUCCUCCAUCUCGAUCGGGAGUGUUUGGUUAUUUUCGGAAGCUCUCCUAUCGAGGUCAAAUUUGUUUCAUUAUUUGUUCUCUCUUAUUCUUGUACAUGAUUUAUACACUUUUAUUUGUUGGAAAUAUUGGUAGUAAUAGUAGUAGUAGUAAUUCUGAGAUUGACAAAAUAACGGAAAGUAUUGUCAUUAAGAAACCACCAUCCUCAUUUCCACCAUCUCCAUUAAAACAACAACAAACAAAUACUGCUUCUGAUGCCACUCCACCACCAAUUUUGAAAAAACCAAUUUUUACUUCCGUGGUGGAAGACGAUGAAGAAGAUUUACUUUCAUCCCAGAAAAAGAAGUCAACCAAGUCCUCCAAAUCACAAGAAACUGAUAUUAAAACUACAACGAGUAGUAUAAAAAGCAACAUCAAGAAACAAGAUUCUACAACAUCCUCUACGACCACUCUGCCACCUUCUCUUCCAAAGAAAAAAGAUUUAAAUUUGGAAAGUGACACGGAUUGGUUUGAUGAUCCUAUUGAGGAUGUUGAUGUGAAUCGUUCUCAAAAACAAUCCAUGAAAAACAAUAAGGAUCAAAACAAGUCAUCAUCAUUGGACCAAUCAUCAACAACAACACAGAAGGAUGAUGAUGUGAAAUCAACAAAAAAGAGUACUUCAUCCAUCACUACUAACUCUGAUACGAAGGUCAAAUCCAAUGAUUCACCUUCCACCAAAACCACCACUACAACAAAGAAUGAUGUGACCAUGAAAAAGAAUUCAAAUCACUCACAAAAAAAUAAUUUAUUGAAUACGGAUGAGACUUAUGAUAUUACCAAUUCAGAUACUGUGGAGAAUACAAUCAAGAAAGUGAAGAAUGAAAAUGCUAAUUCUCAACCGAUUGUCAACAAAAAACAGGAUACAAUGACAUCCAGUAAUACUGAUACUACUACUACUAAUACUAUGAAAUCCAGUAAUACUGAUACCACUCAAUCAGAUACAAAGACAUCUACUACUAAGGAUAAUACUAUGAAAUCCAGUAAUACUGAUCCUAACAAGGACGAUAAUGUGAAAUCUAGUAGUAAUACUGUGAAAUCCAGUAAUACUGACCCUAAUACUGUGAAAUCCAGUAAUACAAUCAGUAGUAGCACCACUGUCACUGCUUCCAAUAAUGAUGCAUCCUCAACGAACAAGAAUGUUGAAACAAAGAAGAUUGAUGUUUCUGCUGAACAUAAUUCCUUAAAAGAAGGCUUUGAAGAAUUCGAUGAUGAUGAAAUGGUCUUACCAAAUGCUAAAAAAGACUCUCAAGAAACAUCAUCUUUCGGCAAGAAAAAUUCACAAUUCUCUGAGGAGACAAAGAAAGAAUCUAUUAAAGAGGAGGAUAACACAUCUUCAAAGAAAGACAAUAAGGAAAAAUCAAAGUUAUCCCAAACCAUUGAAAAGAAAGAAAUCACUUCUUUGGUUGACAAGCCCAUCGACAAGGUGAAAGAGAACAAGAAAUCUAAUGAAUUGAAUAUCACAACAGAGAAAAAAAAGAACAAUGAACAAACCACAUUGACGGACUUUGCCUUAAAGCCUGAUGAGAAGUCUGCUUUGAUGGACAAUCAAACUCCAAAAAAGAAUCCAUCAAAAGACACCAAAUCGACAACUAUGACUACUACAACGUCUGUGAACAAUGACUCGAAAAAGUUAACAGAGACAGCAACUCUCAAUACUCGUCAACAACAACAACAACAACAACAAACUGACAAUACUUCCCAAAACAAAUCGACCAAGCUGCCAAAGAGAAAGCGUGAUGAAAUUGAUGAAAAGAUUCAACAACUUCGUGAAAGAGUUUCUGAAAUGAAAUCUGAAAGAAGAAACGCGUCGAACAAAGAGUCAGCUUUACAACAAUUUAUUGAUCAAGUUGAAAACAAGAAGAAUAUGUAA